Messenger RNA from Cladophialophora yegresii CBS 114405, 1167 nucleotides. RefSeq lists its product as uncharacterized. The coding region runs from base 1 to 1167 and encodes 388 amino acids. NCBI's taxonomy places the organism in Eukaryota, Fungi, Ascomycota, Eurotiomycetes, Chaetothyriales, Herpotrichiellaceae. The transcript has a single exon. The record is from RefSeq and is a predicted model, not a curated record.
AUGGACCAAGCGGCUGACCCUCGUCAGGUCAGACGCAAAGCUAAAUUCAUUCACCAAGAUCCGACCUCCUCACAAUAUAACGGGAGGAUUAGUAGCGACGAUAAGAGAACGCUUGCAACUCUGCUCCCCACCCUCCAUGAAAGAGGUGUCAAUAGAGAAACGAUGCUUGCGGAGUGCAAUGCUGUCCUUGGGACGCCAAUCACUUUCGCCCAGUUGGACCGGCAAAGGGCGAAAUUCAAUCUGCAUACGUACCGAAAACAGCGCCUUGGGCCUCUGCCGCAGACACAGUUCCCCAAUAUCAUAGCGCCUUCAGUGCCUCCAUCGUCUAAUGAGGAACGUCUGGAGAGGAAUGAACCAGGAUCAGACUCAGAAACCUUGAGUGCAUACCCGGCAAACCAACUUCAACACCGAGCUGCGCAAGACGCGCAACAACUCGACGGCGAAGUGUCUUUCUCAGGUAUGGACUUGUUGAAUGACAGCUGUGACGACUACGAUGAUGUGGCUCCGCAGCGUGAAUUCAUAACAGAUCUCGUAUCAAUCGACAUGGGAAACUCAGCGAUGCUGGGAAUCCGUGGGGUCUCGCCGAAGCCAUCACCAAGUGAUGCUGGCCCAUUGUAUUACACCAAUACCGCGAACUCGUCCCACUCUGACAUGUAUGGUCGCCCAGCUCCCCCUAGACUUGGGCUAUGGUUUGUGGCGAGAGCCCCUCAUACCUGGCUACACCAAGAACUCGUUUAUUAUGUUCAGUCACAACUACUCGUUCGCAUCUACCUGAGGCUGCUGGGCCAGGGUGCUACGGCAACGGCUAUUGCACAGCUGUUCCAGAUCGGAACACUGCUACGUAUAGUCAGAGCCUUCGACCAGGCUUUUGACCUCUUCUUGAUUCUAUUCCGACACUUUUACAUCUGCAAGUCGAUUAAUGCACGUUCAACACACAUGACCUUUGCGGCAUUGGGCUGCGCACACACUGCCCGGAGCAUUCUUAAAGUCCGAGUCGCGUCUUGCAUGGUUCAGCACGUUCGUAGGAGUGCCCCUUAUCCAACAUUCCCUCCUGCAUACGGCAUAUGUUGCACAGUCGCCUCGCUGGAAUGGGCUAUCAUCUCGGAACCAGACUUACCAAUGUUCCGCCCGCCGAGCCACCAAGGAUUGCAGCAGGGGACAUUUUAG